UGUUUUGUCAUCUUGCGUGAAAGAUUAGUGAAAGACUAAAAUUGACGAAAUCGCUUUUGGUGACUUGAACGGUUCUGUCUAAAAACGAUUUUGUUGGGCUUAGUGGUGACUAUUACAUGUUUUUGUUUGUCGUGCAAGUUUUUAAGUAAUUUACAAGUAUAAAUAUUUUUAAACAAACUUUUUUCGUUGACCUAAAUGCAUGACAAUGUAUAAUUUGGUUUCAAUUGUGUAAAACUUCGACGCAGUGCACAGUUCGUUAUUAACGAUUUCAGUACUAUCAACAAAUAUACCAGAAAGACUGUGCUGAAUAAAAAAAUACAGUGGAGAUGCAUGCAUAAUUAUUGUCUAAUAAAGGCGAAUGAGACUUGGUUUUAAAACGAGCCCAAGGAAUCGUAUUGGAUCGCAGCCUGUAAUGGCUGGAUAAGCAGUAAUUUUCAAACUGAGAGAACCAAGUCCAAACAGUAUGGAAGACGACGGAGACGACAAAGAUGAUACUAAGAGGAGGACUCGUAACUUGAGUGAAAAAAAGCGACGGGAUCAGUUUAAUAUGCUGGUCAAUGAGCUUAGUUCAAUGGUCUCAACGAACAACAGGAAGAUGGAUAAAUCUACAGUACUCAAGUCUACAAUAUCCUUCCUGAAAAACCAUAAUGAAAUAACAGUAAGAUCUCGAGCACAUGACAUACAAGAAGAUUGGAAACCAACUUUCCUAUCAAAUGAAGAGUUUACAUACUUGGUUCUUGAAGCGUUAGAAGGAUUUGUCAUGGUUUUUUCUGCGUCAGGUCGAAUCUACUACGUCUCCGAAAGCAUUAAAUCUCUUCUUGGUUACAAUCCAACUGAAAUUCUCAAUAAGAGCAUAUUUGAUUUGACGUUUGAAGAGGAUCGCCCUAAUUUAUAUAACAUUCUACAGAACACAAAUACCCCGAAUCCCAAAGAAAUCGAGAUCCGGUUCCAGUGUCACGUGCGUCGAGGUUCCCUAGACUUCAGAGAAGAGACGACAUACGAGCUGAUACAAUUCAACGGACAUUUCAGGGCUAAUAUGGAUCAUAAUGAUAAUGAUGAUUCGUCCGGAUAUCAACAAGAUCCUGAUUCAAGGUUGCUGUUCGUUUGCACCGGUCGUCUGUUCACACCUCAUUUGAUACGCGACGUAACUUUGGUCGACUCGAACCGCAGCGAGUUCACUUCCCGGCACAGCCUCGAAUGGAAGUUCCUGUUUCUGGAUCACCGCGCUCCUCCGAUCAUCGGUUAUCUGCCGUUCGAAGUGCUCGGAACAUCUGGAUACGACUACUAUCAUUUCGACGAUCUGGAAAAGGUUGUGACCUGCCACGAGGCAUUGAUGCAGAAAGGUGAACUCACAUCCUGCUACUAUCGAUUCCUGACGAAAGGUCAACAGUGGAUUUGGCUUCAGACUCGUUUCUACAUCACUUAUCAUCAAUGGAACUCGAAACCGGAGUUUGUCGUAUGCACUCAUCGAGUUAUUAGCAAUGCUGACAUCGCCAAAAACGCCAAGCAAGAAAGCGCCGAACCUGACAACGUGAGUGAGGCGGACGCCAGCCACGGGACUAUAAAAGAUGCCCCUUCGGAAGAGAAUAAUCUGAUGGUCAUGUCGCCAUCGUACAUGUCCGACGCUAGUGACGCCUUCACAAACUCCUAUCACAGGACGUCUCAGCCACCGUCCGUGAAGUCCGCGUCGGCUUCGUGCGCCUCCGGUGGUGCUAAUAGUGGGACCGCCCCGCCCUCUACCACAGCGUGGCAGCAUUCGUCGAACACUCGCUUCGCCCGUUCCGACACCACAUCGGCGUCCGGGGAGUCUAGGUCGUCUCAGAGGAACAACUCGCACGAGCUGGCGCACGGUGGGGUCGCGAACGUUAACGAACAUCCGUGUUACGGUAGCAUGAUGUUCCCGCAGUCGUACAAAGCGGGUUCGGAACCGGCUCUGGUACCGCAACACGGCAUCGGGGCUCAGUAUCUAGAGCCGGACCCCUACGUAAGUGCGGUCAGUCUGCCCGGCGUUCUGCCUUUACCUUUGCCGCCUCUACCGAUCAUCGUGUCCCCCGAUCAGGCUCAGAUACAGGAGCAGUUGCAGAGAAAACACGAGGAACUUCAGCAGAUGAUCUUGAGACAACAAGAGGAGUUGCGACAGGUGAAAGAACAAUUACUACUGGCCAGGCUUGGUAUACUGCAACCCCUUAUAAAUGUCCCGAAUCCGUACGCGAAUACAGAAGAGACACAGCAAAUGCAACGUUUGCCGACUCAAGUAAGUUACGACAGGCCAGCUCAGCGCUCGAUAAGCGGAUACUCUCAGACACAGCCGCCCCCACAUCUGUCAGCCCUCCAGCCACACUCGCAACUUCAACACCAACACCAACACCAACAUCCAAAUCAACACCAACACCCGCGCAUGCUGUAAACGACACCGACCAACUCGUUGGCGAUAUUGGAUCAAAUAGUUGGUGCUACGAAACACCGGCGUUCUAUUGCAAACUAUUGCAAUUCAAUUUGCGGAACAUAAUCGACGACAUAUUUUAUGUGAUUAUGAGUACCAUGAUUCUUACCUUGUCUAAUGCCAUAUAAGUACAUAUACUUGAAUCUACAACCUGAUGUUGUGAAAUCAUGUUUCAUACCUUAUGUCUAUUCAUAAGGUCGUGCAAAUGGCCCGUUGCGGAACUAGUGAUGUAAGAUUUUGUUAUAUUAUAAUUUGUUACGUUAAUUUUGUUUUUGAAGUGUCGCGGACAUUUUUUGUCAAAUGCCAAUCGGAAAAAGAAAAGAAAAAGAAAAUAUAAUGGUUUUUCUUUUUUUUUCGUCCGUUAUGGUUGAAUAUUUGUUUACAAGAAAAGGCUGUGCGUUUCCAUUACUAUUAUUAUGAUUAGUUAGAAAAUACUAUAAAUGUUUUUUUCUAUUAAGUUAUUAUAUUACGUUUCGUAUGUUGUUUAUGAAUACACGAUAAAGUUUAGAACACAUUAUAACUUUAUAUCUUAUUGUCGUCUGCCAGUGACGUAUCAUGCGGCGUUUCACAGUGAAACUAUGUUUUUUAUUAUUAUUAUUAAUAAUAAAACACGUUUAAGUCUAUACUUAUGUACAUAAAAUUGGAAUUGAUCUCGAUGUAAAUUUGUACCCAAAUAAAUUGAUGGGAUAUAUAAUAUAUAUAUUUAAAUAUAUAUAUGUGUACGAGUAUUUGUCGUAAAAAAGUUGUGAAACGUCUUAAACGAUUGAUAGGUGAGUAUUUUAGAUGUACGUCUAAUAUUUAUAUUAAAAACGAGCCUCGAUAAUUAGGUACAUUUUUCAUGUAACUAGAUGAAAUAUACACGUUUUUUUAUUUUUUUGUAGUUAUAAACACAUUCUCAAUAAUAAAUGUAAAAACGGAUACAGUACAUUUGAGGCUGUCUAUUAAUGUUACGAUUAGUUUUUAAUUUCGUUUGUUUUAUAUAUUUUACAGAAAUAUAUACUUUAUAAUUUUCAUAUAUUCUAUUUGAAAUUCGUUACAUACUUAGUUUAAUUUUUAUAUUUUUCUUUCGUUGUUAUAUUUAAAAUAAAAAUAAAUGUUUUUUUAGAUUUUAUAGACGUCAAGGACAAUAAUUAUAACCUUCGAUUGUGUGUAAUCGAUUUAAACAUUUAGAAAUGUUUACGAUUAUAUAUUUAAGUAUCUAACUGUGAGAACGUUUUGCUCGUAGGUUUCUUUACGAAACUUAUUUAAAAAAAAAAGUUGGUUUUAUAAUAGAGGACCGACAUUAUAAUAUUCGAAUUUAAAAUCGUAAUACUUGACGAAUUUAGAGAGUGGUAAUCUGUGAAUUUAUCGAUAAAUUUAAUAAAUUACGACCUCGUUUUCGUUCGUGUCAUUCUUCACGCGUUCUAAAGAGAAGGGAGGUCGGAGGUCGGGGGUCGGGGGUCGGGGCGACCGAGUGCAAUUUACGUCAUAGGACUUACCUACCUGAAGCACAAGAAAAGCAUGAGCUUAAAUCGGUCACGCUAUAUUCGAGGUUUAAUGAUUCGAUGUCAACUUGAUCGCCCUUUACGGGCGGGAAAAUUUAAAGUGUCAAUUGUUGUGUUGAUUCGCAAUUGUUUCUGCGGUUUCUUUGGUACAGCAUAAGGUCAUGUAAAACAACAGAUGGCUUCAUGUGUCGCGCUAUAAAGGAAUGGUAUUAAUAAUUUUCAACGAAAAACUAUUUGAAUCGUUGUGAAUUAAAAGAGAGUGAAGAAUCUGCGUGAAAUCGGCUCAAAAUUGGGCCCCUUUACAUUUCAUUCGAAAAGUAUUAUGAAUGUAUGAAAUAAAUUAGCUGAAUUUUUUCUCGGACUUUUCUUAGAAGUCUGCGUUUGAAUUUUAAAGUAAUUUUUUAUACUUAGCUAAAUGGUAAAUAAAAUUUUCUAAUAAGUUACCCUAUUUAAACAAAAUGUACCAAAUUCGUGUAAAAUGUAGGAGGAUUUUUGUUAUGCGGUGCUUUCUGGCCCGCCCUAAUGCGUUUCUUUUUUCCCUACCUAUGCUGAUAGCCUUGAGAGGCUAUUUCAGCUUCGACUCGACGUGUAGGUGAAAAAAAAAAAAAAAAAACUCACUGGGCUCUAACCGGGAGUGUUGAUAACACUGGCUCUAGCAAGAGCAGUGCUUCGCGGAAUCUACCACCGGACCGAAAACGCGACCCACUGAGAAGAUCCGGCGAGAAAAGCAGUGGGCUGUGUCUAUGGGUUAAUUUACUCGUCGAGCCCUUGCCGAGGCUCGGCGAGGACAGUGACCGGUGCUUGAGGUCCCUAAUUUGCGUGAGUUAGUAAACUCGCUAAAACUGCGUAGACUUUGUAAGAUCAAGCGGUUCAAAACAAGUCGUGCUCGCGUUUUGAUAUCUUCCUUUCGAAAUUCGAUCGAUCGAUUGAUCUAAAUUCGAAUGUUGACAGUUGGCAUAACAGUUGACAAUUUUUUGAUGUCACUGUUUUAAUGGAAAUAUAAUAAAAUGUACAUAUUUACAAACACGUUACAUAUUAAUCUAAAGUAAAUUCAAAGUGUCGUAGAAAAUUUUGAAUCUUUUUUUUUUCUUAUAAUUUUAAGCUUUCGAUGUUUUUAGUAUAUUAAUAAAAUGUCUCAACGAUACACUUUUGUCAAUAAUUUUUUUUAGUUUGCAAGUCGUAAAGGUCGGUAUCGGUUAUUUGAAAUGAUAAUAAACAAUUUAUGUUUAUUUAUUUACGCAUAUAGAUUGUUUAAGACAUGUUAUAAUAUAAAUAUAGUGGACCGAUUAAGACUUGUGUAUAACGCUUGCGUUUACAAAGUUAUUGAUAAGAUGCAUAUCUUCAAUACGGUCAUACCAAAUAGUUAACCAUUGAUUUUAUAAUAUUAUAGUAUAAUUUUGUUAAUACAUAUAUACUACAUAUGUUUGUUAUUUUGAUUUAUUGAAUUUUAUUACGGUCCGUGAUAUUUAGUUAAAGCGUUCAGACAUUUCAUAGAUAUAAGCGAACUUUCUCUGUUGCAAUUUAAAUGUUAGUUACAAGAACGUAGUUUUAAGUAUAUAAUAAAAAUUUGCAUCUAAUAUAAUCUAAUAUGUCUUUGUACGUAAAUAUAUGUUUUCGAUCGAUUUUUUUUUACAGAAAGUGUACUACUGCAUCGGAUAGAAUUUAUAAACUACGAUAAUAAAUUAUGAACGGAAACGAAGGUUUGUGUAUUGUCGAGUUUGAAUACUUUUUUAUUAGUAUUUCUUAAAUAAAUACGAAAAAUAAAGGAACAUGUUUUUAGUGUUGGAAGAGCGCUGAUGAUCUUUAAAGACCUGGUUUUCUAUUGAGUUUCCUAAAUCUAUCCAUCAGCUUGGAAGCUCUCUCAUAUGCUAGAUAAAUUUACUGUGAAUGGUCAAAGAAGCGGACCUCAAUGCGAUGAGUCUUCUUUAAAUUUAUAACGUAACUUUUUUUAAUUUAAAUAAUGCAUUAUCUUGAUAGAUGUAGUCGGAGCACACCAAUGUAAAUAUUUUAUAAACAUCUGGAUUUGAACAUAUAAUUUAUUCAUAAAACGGAAAACAACACGGUAUCGGUUCUGUUAAUGUAAAAUGGAAAUAAAUGAAAAACCAUUGAAAUCAGUCGAAAUGUACUCUUAUUUCUAAAUUGAGUUGCUUACAUUCUAAAAUUAAAAGCUAAGUAGCCUGUAUGCAGAGAACUUUGUUAAUUUUUAAUCGGUUACUGCGAUCAUGAACUUUAUCAAAAGUACAUGUUAACGUAAAUGUUUAAAUUUCACAAUUUAAGACAUUUCAUUAUGUUAUCUGUAUGCUAUUAAAAUUGUUUUAAAAUUUC
Messenger RNA from Bombyx mori (domestic silkworm), 6252 nucleotides. RefSeq names its product circadian locomoter output cycles protein kaput (gene Clk). The transcript has 13 exons. Lineage: Eukaryota; Metazoa; Arthropoda; Insecta; Lepidoptera; Bombycidae. The coding region runs from base 464 to 2407 and encodes 647 amino acids. Gene Ontology annotation, molecular function: RNA polymerase II cis-regulatory region sequence-specific DNA binding; protein dimerization activity; DNA-binding transcription factor activity, RNA polymerase II-specific. Gene Ontology annotation, biological process: regulation of transcription by RNA polymerase II; circadian regulation of gene expression. Gene Ontology annotation, cellular component: CLOCK-BMAL transcription complex; nucleus; cytoplasm. The record is from RefSeq and is a predicted model, not a curated record.